AUGCCAUCCUCCGCCGUCGCCUCAACAUCCGCUGCGACGGCUCCUGCACCCACCGUCACAGCACUCAAUCUUAACACACAGACAAACAUCAAACUCACCACCGCCAACACCAGCGAUGUGGACACGGUCCAUAUCUAUCCUCAUUGCGAUCGCACCUUCACCUCACACAUCGGUCUGGCCGGUCACUUGCGAAUCCAUCGCGCAGAGACUGGCGAACCAGUGCCUGGAGCACCCACAUACACUCGCUGCAUCCGCCUCCACUGGCCACACUACUCCAGGUCACUCACUCACCGCAUGGGUCUUCUAGGUCACAUGCGUGUCCAUGAGAGCGGAAGUCACAGCAGUCUCGAAACACCUCGCACAUCCUGCACACACAUUAUACUUAGCCCUACCCACACACCGCCGCACACAGCGCCCAACACCAGCAGCUCCACCGCCGCCGCCGCCGCCAUCACUGAAACCGACCUUGGCACUACCAAUCUAUCCUGCCCACAUUGUUUCUGCACCUUUGCCUCACACAUCGGCCUGAUCGGUCACCUGAGAAUCCAUCGCACAGAGACCGGCGAACCAGUGCCUGGAGCACCACCAACAUACACCCGUGAAUCCGCCUCAACGGCCCUCACUGCAUCCGCACAUUCACCCACCACAUUGGCCUAUUAG
Molecule: messenger RNA, 660 nt
Organism: Spirometra erinaceieuropaei
Lineage: Eukaryota; Metazoa; Platyhelminthes; Cestoda; Diphyllobothriidea; Diphyllobothriidae
Source: the annotation of a GenBank genome assembly